GAGUUUACAUCGUUAGAUCGUUGAUAGAUUACCGGUGUAACGUGAUCGUUCGCGGUUUCCGAUACUUCUCUUCCUCCAGGAACGGACAGACCAUCGAAUUAUAAACGUUUCUCGAAAAAUCCAAGCAAGGUCUUCCGCCAUGGCAGAGUCGUUGGAACAGAUGCCGAAGUCGGAGACGAUUAGGCUUCGAGAGCGGCAUAUCGGGCAGGCAUGCCAAUUGUUCUACAAAUCGAACCCCCUCAAGAUCGUCCGGGCGGAGGGCCAGUACAUGUACGACGAGAGGGGCAAUCGUUACUUGGAUUGCAUCAACAACGUUGCUCAUGUCGGUCACUGUCAUCCGACGGUGGUGCGGGCCGGUCAAGAACAAAUGGCUCUGCUCUCGACGAACAACCGUUUCCUGCACGACGAUCUGGUGAUUUGCGCGCGUCGAUUGACGUCGCUCCUUCCGGAACCGUUGUCCGUGUGCUUCCUGGUGAACUCCGGCAGCGAGGCCAAUGAUCUCGCCCUCCGUCUCGCUCAGACGCACACCAAAAACAAGGACAUCAUCACUCUCGAUCAUGCGUAUCACGGCCAUUUGACCUCGAUGAUCGAUAUAUCGCCGUACAAGUUCAACAAGCCGAACAGCCCUGGCAAGAAGGAUUGGGUUCACGUGGCGCCCUGUCCAGACGUCUAUCGGGGAAAGUACCGGGAGACCGAUUAUCCUGGCGAGGAUCUUGGCGUGAUGUAUGCGAACGACGUGAGAUACAUCUGCCAGAAUCUAAAAUCUCAAGGGAAAGGCGUUUGCGCGUACAUCGCGGAGAGCUUGAUGUCCGUCGGUGGACAAAUUCUGCCACCGGAGAAUUACUUCAGGAACGUGUACAGACACGUUCGCGAGCAUGGCGGUGUUUGCAUCGCGGACGAAGUCCAAGUCGGUUUCGGUAGAGUCGGCAGCCACGUUUGGGCCUUCCAAUUAUACGGCGAGGACGUUGUACCGGAUAUCGUCACCAUUGGGAAACCCAUGGGUAAUGGUCACCCCGUGGCCGCUGUUAUUACGACCCCUGCGAUCGCAGGAAGCUUUAAGGACACUGGUAUCGAGUACUUCAAUACGUACGGUGGAAACCCCGUGUCCUGCGCCAUAGCGAACGCCGUGAUGGAGGUGAUGGAACGGGAGAAUCUCCAAGAGAACGCGCUCAAAGUCGGAAUGUACCUGAUGUCCGAACUACGGAAGCUCGCGAAACGAUGGAAAAUCAUCGGGGACGUGCGCGGCGUUGGAUUGUUCGUCGGGAUCGAGCUGGUACGUGACAGGAUCACGAGGAUACCGGCGACUGCGGAGGCGAAAUACGUUGUCUCGCGAAUGAAGGACAAGAAGGUUCUAAUCAGCAGCGACGGGCCGGACGACAAUAUCCUGAAGCUGAAACCGCCGAUGGUGUUCACGAUCGAGAAUGUGAAUCACUUGGCCUCCGUUCUCAACGAGGUCCUCCAGGAGGUUGAAAUCGAAGUCGAACAGAAAUACGAGCCGGUGACGACAAUCAUAAAAGCGACAAUUUCGCAAAUGGACGUCGAUACGGACAGCGGCAGUCGUACAGCUGGGAAACCGCUUCUCGUUCGAGCUAAUUAAUAUUUAACAGAGAAUAUAUUUAUAAAAGCACUCGCGGUGCGAUAUAAUUUAAAGUAUUAUUAUUCGUGAAAUGAAUGCCUAUCGUUAUACGAUUCGUUGUAUGUAUGCCCAUUGGAAUAAGAGGAACAUUGUAUGUACAUAAAAAGUAAAUCGAUUGAUUCGAUAAAAGAGAUCAUGUAAUUAAAAUUGACGCUUAUAAGUAGUUUAAUAGAAGAUGAGAGUAUGACGAAUGUGAAAUAUAUUUUAAUAAAUACUAUUUUUCUUUUUA
Molecule: messenger RNA, 1865 nt
Organism: Dufourea novaeangliae
Lineage: Eukaryota; Metazoa; Arthropoda; Insecta; Hymenoptera; Halictidae
Product: alanine--glyoxylate aminotransferase 2-like
Exons: 9
Coding region: 140-1597 (485 amino acids)
Cellular component (GO): mitochondrion
Molecular function (GO): pyridoxal phosphate binding; transaminase activity
Source: RefSeq, a predicted model, not a curated record